This is a messenger RNA of Megalops cyprinoides (Indo-Pacific tarpon), 1839 nucleotides long. RefSeq names its product spermatogenesis associated 7 (gene spata7). The record is from RefSeq and is a predicted model, not a curated record. Gene Ontology annotation, cellular component: rod photoreceptor outer segment; axoneme; ciliary basal body. Gene Ontology annotation, biological process: protein localization to photoreceptor connecting cilium; photoreceptor cell maintenance; microtubule cytoskeleton organization. The transcript has 12 exons. NCBI's taxonomy places the organism in Eukaryota, Metazoa, Chordata, Actinopteri, Elopiformes, Megalopidae. Bases 208 to 1839 code for a protein of 543 amino acids.
UGUGAGAGCAGUGGAUUGGACGGCGGCGGGUGUGCGUCCUUGUCGGCAUCUGAAGAGGGUUUAGGAUCGGAUAGGUAGGCAGGUUCAUGAAAAAUAAAUACAGAGACAAGCUAGCUAGUUAUACGGGACAACAAAGUACCGUUUUAACUAAAUAAGCAUUGAAAUGAGAAAGUACAGGUAGCUCCGUAUGCGAGUAACAUCAAGAGCAUGGGAUAUACUAGACCGAUGGAUGCAAGAAAAGUGAAUGUCCCACGAUACAGCCUAGCUGGGCCAUUCAAGGGACACAUGAGUUUCAAAAGCAGCCCUUACUGCCCAGGAUCUUCAAGCAAACUAACCUACCAGUACCUCAUUGAAGACCACAUGGUAUCCCAUUACAAAAAGGUUUACUCAGCCAAAGCUGUCGUGGACUCAACAGUACCUAAAAGUUUGCUAAGCAGUGUGAAAUAUGCUGACCAGCAGCGACGGGAGAGGCUGAAGAAGGAUGUGGCUCGCUAUGAGAGACGGGUGGCCUCAAUGCGGUCGCUGUCCCAAAAGAGCAACAGGAGCGACACAAGGCCCUCCUCCACCGAAAUGGACAAGAGUCCUACAUUUAUGCAAAGGGAUGAGACUGCUUAUCCCUGUCUGGGCAGCUCCAUGAUAUCCACCCCCAGAUUCACCACCUCCUUCCAUUCCAAACAAAUAGUUUAUCCGUCGCGCACUGACAACCGAUCGUUGAGCCCUCCGCACCGAUACCGCUCCACUUCUGAGUUCAGCUACCGGAGCCCAGACUCACAGAGGCAGCAGUCGGUCCGUUCCUGCAUGACUUCCACCAGCCAGAAUGGAUUCAAGGCCUUCCAGGAUCCCGCUCAGAAGACUUACAGUGGCGAUCUUCUGCAGAAGCACUCCCAUUGCUUCACCGAAAACAAGCCAUUCACCCCCAGGACACUGAAAACAGGCGGCAAGUCCUUUCUGUCCCAGUAUCGGUUCUAUACCCCUCCCCGGGGGAAACAGAAGGCCACAAGACUCACUCAUCAGGACACAUACUAUGGAAGAGGAAGCUCACCAGAGGAGGAACUGGAUCUACUCCAGGAAAUGGGUAAUGAGCGUGAGUUUUCAGACGAUGAGCCCCACAACCUAAACCACUCUGAGCUUCACAUCAAGGAUCACAAGACCAGAUGGAGGAGCAGUGAUCGUCUUCACUCAUCAUCUAGGGUUUCACCAGAAGGAAUGAAAUCCCCUUUGAUGAAGAAAGCGGCUACAGAGGAGGAAGAGUUACUGUACCUUGAAUUUAUUGCUGAUGUAACAAAUGACAUCUUAUCAAGAGGACUCUAUUCUAAUAGGGUUUUGGAGCGUGUGUUUGAUCGUCAGAUAGAGAUGAACAGACAUCGACUAGAUGAGGACAAAAUGCGCCACCUUCUGGAAGUUCUUCACAAAGACCUUGGAGGGCCUUCUGAGUCCUUCUCAAUCUGUGCAGAACUUGAAGAAAAACGGGAAAAACACCUACCUCUUAGCCGCCUUUUACAUCUGGGACAAGAGGCAACCAAAGAUCACAAACUUUUUACUCGCACUAAGUUUUAUGAUGACUCUGGGGGACUUGAAAAUUUAAUUCAUUCAUCAGCCUCCCUUCCAGUACCAGAGGACUAUGGUGAGAACAGUGAUAUACAUGGGCAAAAACAAGGAGCCGAAAGCUCAGAAGAGUUUAAUACUCAUUCUGACCCUAACUAUGACCUGGACAACAGUGGAGAAAAAGACAGUGUUGGACAAUCAAAAGAAGUGGAGGACCUGGAACGAAAUUUGGAAGAAUCCUUAUUUCUGUCUGAGGAAACUGACCCCCAGGGGGUUGUUGAGGAGGACCAGUGA